Parasteatoda tepidariorum (common house spider) is the source of this 4539-nucleotide messenger RNA. Its product is annotated as inositol polyphosphate-4-phosphatase type I A. The record is from RefSeq and is a predicted model, not a curated record. Gene Ontology annotation, cellular component: cytoplasm. Gene Ontology annotation, molecular function: phosphatidylinositol-3,4-bisphosphate 4-phosphatase activity. NCBI's taxonomy places the organism in Eukaryota, Metazoa, Arthropoda, Arachnida, Araneae, Theridiidae.
CCUGCAGUGUGAAUCCUCCAGAAAAUAUUACGCGUCUUUGCUUCCAGCAUCAUCAAGUUAACAGCAAGCUGUAAGCAUGCUGUCAACUCGAUUCGAAUGUAACUCGCCUUCUUGCACCUCUCUCAAACCAAAACAAAUUUCUGUCAAAAAGUUACAAUAAUUAUUCAACAGAAGUAAUGUUUUCAUUUUUAUCAAUUUUUUUAAUUAGAUAUAUCCCACUAUAAGAUUUCACAAUGCGUUUUAAUUCCAAAGAAAUCAUAGCGGUUGCUACGCAACCAUCUUAUAAGUUUGAUAAAGAAGGCGUUCUGUAUGUGAGAGAGAAACAUGACGGCUUGUUCCGACGUAGUGACGUAUUUUCGCAAAGAUGGUGCAGGCUUAGAGGAAAUCUACUGUUUUUCUACAAAACGAAAGAUCAAUGCUCGGAGCCAGCUAUUUUGUUUGUUUUGGAAGAAUGUCAAAUUCGCCUAGAUGCGAACUCAGACAUUCCUUUUUCGUUCAGUUUAAUUUUUCAAUAUGAUGGUUCCAUUCAGCAGCUUGGAGCAACGUCAGAAGAAGAGAGAGACUCGUGGAUUCAAACACUACAUAUGGCGAGUUUUGAUUAUAUGCGCUUGCAACUCUCAUCUUUGAAAGAAAAGCUGAAAAUAAGAAGAGAAAAUGAAACCAAUUUAUCUUACCCAACUUCCAGAACUCAAAGAAGUUUCACUAUAGGAUGUAACUACGAUUCGAACCAGUAUGAACCUUUCAUGGAGUUAAGUUUGUCUUGCGACAACCUAAUGUGUGAUGGUGAUGGCCUACCCCCUAGCCCAUAUAUUUCUGUGUGUAUAAAUAAUUUACCAUCUACAAAAUGGACCAAAUUUACACAAACUGAGAUAGUGGAAAAAUCUAGCAAUCCUUGUUUUUUUACGACAGUCACUUUUGUUAAGGGCGAAGUGACAGACUCUACACGCAUUAAACUUUCUGUUUACGAUGUUAAAGAAAGGGUGACUUGUACUAGUACUUUACUCGGUGAAUCUGUAUUUACAUUAGACACUCUUUUACAAAACCCAUAUCGUACUCUCAGGCUUACAUUGGUGUCUCCAUCUUGCUUGAGUGUAGGUUUCAUUUCCAUAUCUGCUCGAGAAAUGAGUAAUACAAAGCAAAGAAACGCUUGGCUGUUAUUGGCCGAAGAAGAGUCUCUGUGGUCAAAAGUCGAGAGACCUCGGAGUUAUUCUUUGCCGUCUAGACUGCAUUCUCAAGUUGGAAUACCUGUGUUAGGUUUGUUGAAAACAUUGUCUAGUAAUUUUUCUACUCAAACCUAUCGUUUUCAUACUGGUCUCGGUGCAGAACUCCAUGUGCACGAAAUCAUGUCGGAAAGCAAGUUAUCAUUUACUAUCCCCCUUAUGCUUCUAAAUCUGUGGAUUAACGAAGAAAAACGGUUAAUGGAAACGAGUUUCCGUAUUAAAGAACUUUCGUCUGAGUGGCAACAGAAAUUUUUGGCCGCGAUGGAUGGUCACCAUAGACUUAUUAGUCACUAUACAGAGGUGAUUGAUUUUUUGUCAAAACAAAAAGCAUCAUCCUUUAAGCCUUCAAAUAUGAAAAAAGAAACAAAUUUUGAAUUUGUACCAGUAAAUCUUCAUGUGCAGAGAAUGUGGGUACAGAAUAUGACUACCCGCAAAACUGGGGUUUACGAUGUUAUAACGGUCGGAGCCUUUUCCGCUUAUUCUCGACGUUUUCGUCAAGGGGGGCUUCUUAAGCUUUUAAAUCAGUUGAAGAGUUAUUACCCUUCAUUUGGCAAUGACAAUGGGUGUGCCAUUUUAGGCCCUGAUCCGAUAUCACGCUCUGCUGAAGCAAUCAUGAGAAUUGAGCAACUUCAGGAUGAAAUAGAAUCUGACUUGCAGAAGCUGAUUAUUAUGUGUAAUCAGGCAUGUAAAUCUAGCAUGCAAACUAUUCUCAAUUCUCUCAGCAGUAAAGGAGAUCAGCUGCGAAGGAUAUGUAUUCCCCACCUAGUGGAAGAAGCUUUUUCUUUGUGGGAUUCGAUUAAGUCUGACACUCCUUCUAUUGAUGCAGAUCAAGUGGUUAAUUCAUCUCAGGAGGAUCUAAAAAAAGACGGUUUAAAUUCAAGUAAAAGCAAUUGUGCUAUUAAUAUGGAAGAAAUGGAGCCCUUAGAACUGACUCACUUGAACAUUAAAGCAAGUAUUCUGUGUAUGUCUAGCAAAGUUCAAUCUCUUUUUUCUGGAAGUAAAUCUGAUGAUGGAGAGGAAGGCUCUUGGUCUAAUGAAAUAAUGCCUAGUGUCAGAAAGUUACGCCAAGCUAUCCAAUGCCUUUUAAAAACUGCACAAUUGACAUACAGCAUAAUUUCACUCAAGGAAUCUACCAAAUGUAUGCCGAUGAGUCAAAAAGUCCGACAUCGAAGAGAUAUCGUUUUUUCCCAAGCUUUGACUAGCGUGUUAACUGGCAUAAUGACUAGACUGUGGUGCCGUACCCCCGAUCCCAUGUUCAUCCACAUGCUUCGAACUGUGGGAGUUUUGUGUGAUUUUGAAGGAUUACUUAGUUGCUAUGGUGAUGAAAUGGGCUGCCUGGAAGAUAUGGUGGUUGGAAUAGAUGACCUCCGUAGAGUUCUUUUUUGGCUGGAACCAUCUACUGCUUCUGAGAGUCCUCAGCCACGCAUUGAAGGAAGUCGAUUAUUUUUAUAUGUGUUUAUACCAGCUCCGCAAUCUAUAAUCAACAUGCUUCCUGCAGAACAACAAAACGGAUGUCGUUUUACAGUGAGUUCGGUCUUUUUUAACAUCGGCAUCAAUGAACGAGCUACUCUGGCAGAAAAGUUUGGUGACACGUCCUUACAGGAAAAAAUUAAUCAAGAUAGUUUUAGUUUGCUGAAGGAUUUUUUCUCCAGAUUUCAGAGGACUGCAAAAAUGGAAAAAAGCCAUGGUUUUCAUUUUGCAGAAAACUACAUCAUUGAAUUGCUAGAUCAGCUUCACGCUCAAGUUUAUGCAAAAAAGAGUAAAAACGUGGACAUAUUGCACAUAUCUUCGGAAAUUUGCAAGCACUUGGGUGGAAUAAGGUUUACGAGUUGCAAGAGUGGCAAGGAUCGGACAUCCAUGUCCGUCACGUUAGAGCAAGUUGUGGUAUUAAUCAAAGAUUUCAAUCUUAACGAGAAAGAGAUGACUAGAGUUCUAGAAUGCAUGCGUUGUGAAGGAACUCGGCGAGAAAAUACUCUAAAAAAUAUUGGUAUUAAGAAAUAUCAUUUCAAUAGUCUACAAUUGAUGACUCUGCCAAAGCUCUACAGACCACCACAUGGGACUUAUGGGAAUGUUGAGUCAUAACCUUUACACAGGAACCUGCCUGUUCCUGUGUAAAGGUUGGGAAAGGCUCCUGUGUAAAAGGUUAGUAACCUUACACAGGAACCUAUUCGUGCACAUGAAAUGUGCCUACAAUUCCUUAUAUCUUUGAUAUAUCACAUUUUUUGAUGUUGUUAUUUGUAACAUAUAUAUUGUAUAUCAUUAUUAUAAAUUUAUUAAUCAGGUUUUAUUUAAUCUUAUUUAAACAAAGCUGUCCUAAGAGCGGGGCAAGCAGGACCUGCCCCGCUCAUAUGACAUUGCUUAGGCCACUGCACCGGUGAUGUUGAAAAUGUUUUUUUUUUUUAACAAUUAUGAUUUGUUCUAAUACUAAUGUUCUAAAAUAUAUAGAAAAUAAUUUGAUGUUGGAAUAUCAUUUCAAUAAAUUGCCAAAACUCUAAAGGUCACCACAUAGUACUUAUGGAAAUGUUAAGUCAUAUACUUUUAUAAUCCUACUUAUAGAAAUGUGCCAACAAUUUCUUAUCUUUGAUAUUUUCUGCUGUUGUUAUUUAUAACAUGUGUAUUGUACAUAAAAUUUAUAAAUUUUCUUUAUUUAAUUUUAUUGCAAGUGAAAAGGAUUGGGCGAUGCAUUUAGCCGAUGGCCCUUAUUUCUAGGACUGUGGCCCACUCCCCUGUAUUGGUGAGAUUGAAGAAUUUUUUUAAUAAAUAAUUAUGAAAAUUAGUAACAGAAAGUUGCAAAUUUUAUUUUCUAUUCUCUCAUAUGGAUGAAAAAUAGGGAGUAAUUUUACGCUUAUUGAGACAAUGCAGAAAAACACUCCAUACAAAUCCAAUUCUAGAAUUAAAAUUUAGAUUAUUACAUGGACUCUUAAACACACAAUUGAUCAUUCCCAAGGGCAACAUUGUGUUAAAAUCUAAAAAUUAAGUGAUAGUAUAAAAUUGGAAGGAAAAAUUGUUCAUUUUUAGGCAUGGAAUGAAAUUUAAUAAAAUAAAUAAUAUUUUAAUAAUAAUGUGAAUCAUCAUUCAAAGUGAAACAUUUUCUUUUAGGCUGUGAAGAAAGAAAAUAUUUAUAAGUUUCCAUAAAAUCUUGUGAUGGUUCUGUCUUGUAACUUAGUAUAAGUUAACUUUUUUUUAAUUUUAAACCCAGUAUAAAUUAACUUUUUUUAACUUAGUUGUGAUAGUGUUAUUUUGCCAUUUGGUGCCAUUAUUAUUAUUUCAUGUAGCAUUUGUGUUAAAUUUUUGAAUAAAUCGAGUUUUAGUAAAUUGA